AGCUUACCUCUUAAUUGCAUCCAACCAAGAUUUAGCAAUCUCUCCCUGAUCUCUCUCUCUCUCUCUCUCUCUCUCUCUCUCUCAAAUGUCACCAAGCCUAGCCAACUAGCAGCCUUUCCCUCGAAGAAACAUAGCCUCAUUGUUGUUUACUGCAGUCAAGGCCACGUACCGUCAUUGCACCGGUUAUAUAUAUAGAGCAUAGUACGAGAGAUCAUAUAAGGCCAGCCUUGCUAGCUAGCUAAAACAUUCUUAUAAAUUUCUACAUACUCUGCAGCAGUGUCUCCGAAUCUGAUAUAGGAUUUUCAAUGGGUAACGGCGACUAUCAAUACCCACACCCUGUUGCAAUUCCUCCAUCCAAACCGCUAUCCAAGUCCUUACAAUCGUCUAUUAAAGAGACUUUCUUUCCUGAUGAUCCCUUCCGGCAGUUCAAGAACCAGCCUCUUUCUCGGAAGCUUGUACUUGGCCUGCAAUACUUGAUACCAAUCCUCGAAUGGGCUCCUAAAUACACGUUUGACUUCUUCAAAUCCGAUGUUAUUGCUGGAAUCACUAUUGCCAGUCUAGCGGUGCCUCAAGGCAUAAGCUAUGCAAGUUUGGCCAACGUACCACCGAUUUACGGGUUAUAUUCCAGCUUUGUCCCGCCAUUGGUGUAUGCCAUGUUGGGGAGUUCAAGAGAUUUGGCCGUGGGCACUGUGGCUGUUGGGUCUCUUCUCAUAGCUUCCAUGCUGGAUAAGGAAGUUAACCAUCAGCAUAACCCAAAACUUUAUAUUCAGCUGGUUCUCACUGCAACGUUCUUUGCUGGGGUCUUUCAGGCUUCUCUCGGAUUCUUAAGACUUGGAUUUAUCGUGGACUUUCUGUCACAUUCAACGAUAGUGGGGUUCAUGAGUGGAGCAGCCACGGUUGUUUGUCUUCAGCAACUUAAGGGGAUUCUUGGGCUGAUUCACUUCACUCGGGAAACUGAUCUUGUAUCGGUCGUGCGCUCUGUAUUUUCCCAAACACACCAGUGGAGAUGGGAAAGUGGUGCACUGGGUUGCUGUUUUCUAUUCUACCUUCUGCUCACAAGAUACUUUAGCAAGAAAAGGCCAAUCUUCUUUUGGAUAAAUGCAAUGGCACCUCUGACGUCUGUCAUCUUGGGAAGCAUCAUCGCCUUUCUGACCCACGCUGAAAACCACGGUAUCCAAGUGAUUGGGCAUCUGGAGAAAGGCUUGAAUCCACUUUCCGUAUCUGAGUUGGCUUUUGGGUCGCCUUAUCUCUCGACAGCCAUCAAAACUGGGAUAAUCACUGGCAUCAUAGGCCUUGCUGAAGGAGUAGCAGUUGGUAGAAGCUUCGCCAUUUUCAAGAACUACCAUAUCGAUGGAAACAAAGAGAUGAUCGCUUUUGGGAUGAUGAAUAUUGCUGGCUCUUGCACUUCAUGUUACUUGACAGCAGGACCAUUUUCGAGAACUGCAGUGAAUUUCAAUGCAGGAUGCAAGACAGCAGUGUCGAACAUAGUCAUGGCAACAGCUGUGAUGAUCACGUUGCUAUUCCUGACACCGUUGUUCUACUAUACACCUCUUGUUGUUCUCUCCUCCAUAAUCAUCUCUGCCAUGCUUGGCCUUAUUGACUAUGAAGCUGCCAUCCACCUCUGGAAGAUCGACAAAUUUGAUUUCACGGUGUGCAUGGGAGCUUAUCUUGGCGUGAUCUUUGGCAGUGUUGAGAUUGGCUUAGUCAUCGCGGUUACCCUAUCUUUGCUAAGGGUUCUACUAUUUGUAGCAAGGCCACGGACUUCUGUCUUAGGCAAUAUUCCCAAGUACUCCAUGGUUUACAGAAGUACUGAUCAAUACCCAAUCGCUAACAAUGUUCCUGGAGUUCUCAUUCUCCAAAUUGACGCGCCAAUAUACUUUGCCAAUGCAAAUUACUUGAGAGAAAGGAUUUCAAGGCGGAUCUACGAAGAGGAAGACAGAAUAAAAUCUUCAGUUGAAACCAGCUUACAUUAUGUCAUAUUGGACCUUAGCGCUGUGGGCAGCAUUGAUACGAGUGGGAUCAGCAUGCUAGAAGAGAUCAAGAAGAUUGCCGAUAGAAAGGAACUUGAGCUCUUGCUUGCCAACCCAAGAAGCGAGGUGAUUAAGAAGCUAGACAAGUCCAAAUUCAUCGAAAACAUUGGUCAAGAGCGGAUUUAUCUAACAGUGAGAGAGGCUGUGGCGGCAUGUAAUUUCAUGUUACAUACGUGCAAGCCAAAUCCGGCCGAUGUCGAGGCCGUGCCGGAGAACAAUGUCUAAGCAAGCCCCGGCUGGCCGGCCAUCAUCAUGAUCAACUUAUAAUUGAUCAAAAAUCAUGUUAAUACGUAAUUAGUGGAUGCAGCCAUAUAUAAGUAAUGAAUGAUAAUAAAUGUACCAUAUUUUACGUAAUAAAAUAAAAUUGGGAUGUGA
This is a messenger RNA of Carya illinoinensis, 2405 nucleotides long. Its product is annotated as sulfate transporter 3.1-like. Gene Ontology annotation, cellular component: membrane. Gene Ontology annotation, molecular function: secondary active sulfate transmembrane transporter activity. The record is from RefSeq and is a predicted model, not a curated record. The transcript is spliced from 12 exons. Gene Ontology annotation, biological process: transmembrane transport. Bases 306 to 2255 code for a protein of 649 amino acids. NCBI's taxonomy places the organism in Eukaryota, Viridiplantae, Streptophyta, Magnoliopsida, Fagales, Juglandaceae.